AUGUUAGACGACGAUAUAACUAUACCAUACAGAGAUUUAAAUGACGAUGAAAAAGCUUUGUUAGCCAAAAUUUGCUGGAGAAAACAGUUGCUUCUGCAUGAUAUUCAGCAAAUCAAAGAUGAGAUAUCACAAGUCAUCAAUGAGAUUGAAGCAUUUGAAAAUACAGAAGCUGAAAGAGAAAAUCCACAAGAGAAAUAUUUAUCAAUUGGUAGAAAGAAAUUCAACAUGGAUCCAAAAAAGGGAAUACAGUAUUUGAUAGAACACAAUCUGCUGGAAAAUAAUGCUCAAAGUAUAGCUCAUUUCUUGUUUAAAGGUGAUGGCCUUAAUAAAACUGCCAUAGGAAAUUACUUAGGAGAAAGAGAUGAGUUGAAUAUCCAAGUGUUGAAAUCAUUUGUCAUGUUGAACGACUUCUGUGGCAUGAUCCUCGUACAAGCACUCAGACAGUUUUUGUGGAGUUUUCGGUUACCAGGAGAGGCGCAGAAAAUCGAUCGAAUGAUGGAAAUGUUUGCCCAGAGGUACUUCGAUCAGAAUCCUGCAAUUUUUAAAACCACCGGCUAUCAUGAUACAUGUUACGUUUUGUCAUUUGCGAUAAUCAUGCUGAACACCUGCCUACACAAUCCCAGCGUGAAGGACAAGCCGACAGUCGAAAGAUUCAUAGCAAUGAACAGAGGCAUCAACGAAGGUGGAGAUCUGCCCCAAGAACUUCUCGAGAGUUUAUAUGAAAGCAUAAAGAAUGAACCGUUCAAGAUUCCGGAAGAUGAUGGCAAUGACCUGAUGCACACUUUCUUCAAUCCUGUAAAAGAGGGUUGGCUAUGGAAACAAGGAGGUCGGGUGAAAAGCUGGAAGCACAGAUGGUUCAUCUUAAAUGAUAACUGUCUCUAUUACUUUGAAUUCACUACAGACAAAGAGCCAAAAGGAAUUAUACCACUUGAAAAUGUUCAGGUUAGAGAAGUAACAAGCAAUCAUCGACCGUACUGUUUUGAAAUACAUUCGACUGGUAGCGAAGUCAUUAAAGCUUGCAAAACAGAUUCCGAAGGGAAAGUCGUGGAAGGUAACCACAGCGUUUAUAAGAUGAGUGCAAUUUCAGUUGAAGACAGAGAUGACUGGAUUAGAAGUUUGAGAGCCUGUGUUAGUGACAACCCUCUGUAUGAAAUGUUGGCCACUAGAAGGAGGAAGGCUACCAAGCAAUGA
This is a messenger RNA of Helobdella robusta, 1191 nucleotides long. RefSeq lists its product as hypothetical. The coding region runs from base 1 to 1191 and encodes 396 amino acids. The transcript has 14 exons. Lineage: Eukaryota; Metazoa; Annelida; Clitellata; Rhynchobdellida; Glossiphoniidae. Gene Ontology annotation, molecular function: guanyl-nucleotide exchange factor activity. Gene Ontology annotation, biological process: regulation of ARF protein signal transduction. The record is from RefSeq and is a predicted model, not a curated record.